Molecule: messenger RNA, 342 nt
Organism: Hemisphaericaspora subhashii
Lineage: Eukaryota; Fungi; Ascomycota; Pichiomycetes; Serinales; Debaryomycetaceae
Exons: 1
Coding region: 1-342 (113 amino acids)
Biological process (GO): amino acid transmembrane transport
Molecular function (GO): amino acid transmembrane transporter activity
Source: RefSeq, a predicted model, not a curated record
AUGGCUCCAAGGUUCAUUCAUCCUUAUUUUACUUAUUUGGGGUGCUUUUUAAAUUGUUCAGUGUUGCUCCUUAAUGGAUUUUGGGUAUUCUGGCCACAAAAUUUUACAGUUGCUGAUUUGCUUGUGUGUUAUUUUGCACCUGUUUUCUUUAUUUUCUUGUUUUUAUUUUGGAAAUUCUUUAAAAAGACUCAUUUCAGAUCAGAUAUGGAAGCUGAUAUAACUACUGGUAAGGCACAAAUCGACGAAGAAGAAAGACUUGAAAGAGAGGAAUUAGCUAAUCGUCCCCAGUUGAAGGGUUGGCGUUUAGCCGCACAUAGACUUAACACUUUCUUGUUUGCAUAA